Molecule: messenger RNA, 798 nt
Organism: Striga hermonthica
Lineage: Eukaryota; Viridiplantae; Streptophyta; Magnoliopsida; Lamiales; Orobanchaceae
Source: the annotation of a GenBank genome assembly
AUGGCGGCUUCCUUACAUUCUCGAUCAAACAGUUUCCCAUCCCAGUCUCAUCCCAUAUUCAAUGAUAUCGAAAAUAAGUUGGAGAGGCUAAAGGCAUCAUCACAAACCACGUCAACAUCUUCAAUCUGUGCAAACUUGGCCGGCCUUAAAGAUUUAUAUGAUGUCAUCAAUGACGUGAUCCAGAUGCCGACAGUCCAGCAGACCCUCGUUCGCGAACAGGGUCAAAGUUGGAUUAACGAGCUACUCAACGGUUCUCUCAAGCUCGUCGAUGUUUGCAGUAUUUCAAGAGAUAUUGUGGUGUUAACUAAGGAAUCAGUUCAAGAGCUUGAAUCCUCUGUCAGGAGACGAGCAGCAGAUGGUGUCAAUGCUUAUGUGGCAUCAAGAAAGAAAGUCAACAGGAUGGUCGACAAAUGCAUCAAGAAUCUGAAGAGCUCUAACAAAACUCUUAUAGAACCCCCACAGAUUGGGAAACUACUAAAAGAAGCAGAAUCGCUUGAUUUAUCGAUCUUAAAGUCUGUAUUGAUCCUUGUGUCCGGGCAAAAGGAAACAUCAAGCAAGAGAAGGUGUCGAUAUUUGCUCGACAGACACGUACGUUCUGAGGUGGAUCAAGAAAGUGAAGCCGAGCAACUUUGCGGUUUGAAAAUCCACAAGUCACGAAAAAACAUGGACAGAAAAACCAUGUUGAAGGAGUUAAUCGUAUCAGAAACGAGCAUCAAGGAAAUUGAAGAGUGCCUGGGGGCAUUGUUUAGAAGUUUAGUGAGAACUAGAGUUUCUCUUCUUAAUCUUCUUAGCCAUUAG